Messenger RNA from Pantherophis guttatus, 2503 nucleotides. RefSeq names its product transmembrane protein 65 (gene TMEM65). Gene Ontology annotation, cellular component: mitochondrion. Lineage: Eukaryota; Metazoa; Chordata; Lepidosauria; Squamata; Colubridae. The record is from RefSeq and is a predicted model, not a curated record. Gene Ontology annotation, biological process: cardiac ventricle development; regulation of cardiac conduction.
UCAGUCCCGCCUGACAGGCGAGGCGGGAGCUGUGAGGCGGAGUUCUUCGCUGCCGCGGUUACUGCCUGAGGGGAGAUGCGGCGGCUGGCCGGAGCCGACCUCGGGCUCUGAGUCGCCGGGACCGCCGGGCAGGGCGCGGCCAAGUAAAAGCUCGGGAACAGACUCAUGAGCACCGGUUUCCCCGCGGCCGGGCGUGGCCGCCCUUCUCCUUCCCAGCGCCGGUAGCCGAACCGGCGGGCGGCAUGUCGUCGCCGACGUGGCUGAGCUGUCGGUUGGCGCUGCGUUUGAGCUCGGCCGGUUCCUCAGGGCGGGCGUCUCGCCUCGGCGGCUGCCGCUGCCUCUUGCUCCUCCGCCGGCGCCUCAGCGCCCUCCGACGCGCCCCUCGGCCCGAAGAAGACGGACUGUGGUUGCCGGCCGCGGCCUCCUGCUUGGGCUCCCCGCGGCCGCUGGGCACGCACCCCAAGAAGGAGCCGAUGGAGACGCUCAACACGGCGCAGGGGGCCCGCGACUUCAUCUACAGCCUCCACUCGACGGAGCGGAGCUGCCUGCUGAGGGAGUUGCACCGCUUCGAGUCCAUCGCCAUCGCGCAGGAGAAGCUGGAGGUUGCACCACCAUCCACUGGACAACUGAAACAUGUGUUCUUCCACAAUGCAGUACCUUUUGUAGGCUUUGGAUUUUUUGAUAACGCCAUUAUGAUUGCUGCGGGCACACAGAUAGAGUUAUCGAUAGGGAUUGUGUUUGGAAUUUCUACCAUGGCAGCUGCUGCCUUGGGAAAUCUUGUCUCAGACUUAGCUGGAUUGGGUCUUGCAGGCUACGUUGAAGCUAUGGCCUCCAGAUUGGGCCUUUCAAUUCCCGAUCUCACCCCCAAACAAGCUGAUAUGUGGCAAACACGUGUUAGUGCACACUUGGGUAAAGCUAUUGGAGUGACCAUUGGCUGCCUUUUAGGAAUGUUUCCAUUGUUCUUCCUUGGAGAUGAAGAAGACAAAAAACUGGAUGGAAAAAAAUAACCUUUUUACAAUGUUUAUCUAUACAUAUAUAAACUAAUGUACCUCAGAUAUACAACUAUGCUGUCCAAGUAUAUAGGAAUUUAGAGACAAUAACAAGCAGCAUGCUAUUUUACAGAAGCACUUAACUUAUUGUGGCUGUGUCUUAGUAACAUCUUUUUUAUAAGGGUUUUUUUCCUUUUUUUAAAUGUAAAUUGUUGACAUGCGAUUUCACUUAACACUGAUGGUUGACCUUUACCGUAUCUCCCUCUUCGUUGGUUUCCUUCACCUGGAUUGUUAACUUUAAUUACCUGUCAUUGAUGCGGUGUACACCUUUUGGGUUUGCAUUUUUCUUAGCCUUCGGAAACGCAUGGCACAAAUUGCCCCUGGAUACCCAUGAAAUUUUCCGCUCCAGAUUUUAGUGUAGUUAGCUGACAGCUGCCCUAGGAAAUACCAUGCUAUAACUUUCUUGCUUUUAUUUGUCUUGUGGCCAUAUUUGUACCCAGGUGCCUGAAGCAAAGACGGUUAGAACAAGUGUUGGCUUGUGAAAGGAAUGAUGGUGAGAUAUUUUGGCAAGGCCAAUGUACAGACCCAUUUUAUGGUCAGAGUUCCCCCCCCCUCUAGACAGAGUGUGUCACUAAAUUACCCAGAUGGCAGCUUAGAUCAAAGCGACCCCUACAAGUUGAUAUCGCCAGUAAUAGAUCGCAUGCAAUGCAGCAAAUUUGGAAAGUGUCUAAAGCCUCUUGCCUCUGCAAGAUGCUUUAGAAGUAUCGGCCAUCUUCAUUCUCGGAUUUCCAGUACCGAAUAUUCUCACCGAAUUAUUUGUGUGCAUGUUUGUUUUGCCAUAGUAUACUUGAAAACCGGGCUUAGUCUCCACUCGACCCAUGAACUUUCCAUCUAGUUUGCCUUUCUAAACAAGAAACAAACAUAAUAUUAAUCGGGCCAAACUCUAUUCCUGAUCUGAAGGCAUUCUGAAACGGGAUAAAGAAGUUGGAUGCAGAAGAGAAUUGAGCCGGUAUGAUGCCAAACAGAAGAGGGGGGGGUGAAGGGGAGCAGUUGGCAAAGAUGAGAGCAAAGGAGAGUUUAGAAGGAAAAUACAGCAAAAUAUUAAGCCUUGACAUAUAUGGCUGUCUCUCCCCCCCCUCCCCCCCAAAUGCGCUGAUUCUACCGUAAAACAAAUUUCUGCCACUGUUGCAUGUUUUUUCUGCUUUAGGAAUUCAGGAGUAAUGAUAUUUGUGUCCUUGUCUGUGAAUGUCAGUGGGGGAGAAUGGUAAUCAGGUGGUCUAAAAUUGAUCCUGUCUGGACGAGUGAUUAGUCUGUGCAGAAUUUAAUUUGCAGAAAUAAAACUUGUUUACUUUUCAUUUACUAGGGUUUCUUUUCAUUUUGCCUUGUGCUUGCAGUUAAGUGUGCAGUAUUCAAACGAACUGAAACUUCUUAAAGAGCAUUAUGUUUUCUUGAUUAUGUGGUGGGUAUAUUCUAAAGCAUUUUGUUUUUGUUAAAUAAAGAGGACCAUUUGUUCA